AUGGAGGAGCCUAAGGUUGGGAUGUUGUUUAACUCUAUUGAUGUAGUCAUGGAGUUUUAUACGAGAUGUGGGAAAGAAAUGAGUUUCGCCGUGUCUAAAAGGAUCUCUACAAAAGGAGACUAUGGGGAGGUAAGAUAUGUUACUGUUGCUUGUACUCGUAAUGGAAAUAAUACCAUACCUGAGAUCAACAACUCUGGUAAGGGACAGAGUUACUGGCAUCCUGCUAUGGACGCCUCCUCCAUUUCUUCAUCUGAUAUGAAGUGGUAUUUAUCGAUGGCCCAAACAGCAAGAACAACCUUCCUUCACCGCGGAUGGACAAGCUUCUCUGGACAUUUUAACGCUGCCUCUAUUGAUAUGAGAUUCAAUGUCACAGAAGGCCAGCGUACUUCCCCUUCACGCCAUGCCAUUCUCACCUUUAUUGUUCCGGUAAUCAUCAAUCUCCAGCAAUUGAAGUUUCAAGGAAAGGACAAAACUCCAUUUGAAACCCACCCAAAAACCAUGGGGUUUACCAUUACUAGUUUGCUCCUAUAUAGUGUCUUGUCCGAAGCAAAGCCGAGGUUAUCCUCUCCAACUUAUGCCACUAUUGUUCACCAUGGUAUGGCGUUGUUUGGUUUCUUGUCAUUGGCAUCUCUAGCAUCAACUCUGUUCCCAGACUCGGUUAUGCCGGUUCUAUAUGUGGUGUUCAUCAUGCUUUCAGCAGGUGGACUGCUACACUUCUUUUGUUGGACGGUAAUGGGGCAAUCAGUACAAUCAAGCCUUCCAGUUCGGUCCAUGUUAUGCCGCUUGACCGAUUCACACAGGGGCAGAGCACAUGCCUUUAUGAAUGAGAGGGAUACACUUCCAGUGUGA
Messenger RNA from Ilex paraguariensis (yerba mate), 849 nucleotides. NCBI's taxonomy places the organism in Eukaryota, Viridiplantae, Streptophyta, Magnoliopsida, Aquifoliales, Aquifoliaceae. The record is from the annotation of a GenBank genome assembly.